UGUCUGUCCUUCAGGUGAUCCUCAUCAUGCUCCGUAUCUUCGCUCUCCUCGCCGCCUGCUGCGCGGUCACUUAUGGCUGCCCCACCAUCCUGACCAAGUCCCAGUGGGGGGGAAGGGCCGCCACCUGCCGCACCGCCAUGGCCACGCCUGUCACGUAUGUUGUUGUCCACCACACGGAGGGGACCGCAUGCACCACCCAGUCCGCCUGCAUCACCCAAGCCAAGAGCGUCCAGAACUACCACAUGAACAGCAACGCAUGGUGUGACAUCGGAUACAGCUUCCUGGUCGGGGAGGACGGUCUGGUGUACGAGGGGCGUGGUUGGACCUCCGUGGGGGCCCACGCUCCGAACUACAACUCCAACUCCAUUGGCAUCAGCGUCUUUGGAUCCUUCAUGAGCCGGAACCCCAACACCGCCGCCCAGAAUGCCGUCAAGAACCUCAUCAGUUGCGGCGUCACCCGUGGUUACAUCCGGUCCACGUACAUCCUGAAGGGACAUCGCAAUGUCACCGCCACCGACUGUCCUGGGAACACCUUCUACAGCACCGUCACCACCUGGCCACGCUUCCACGGAUACGAGGGCACCGGAAGCUUCCUCCUGAGAGUGCGGCGUGGAGGAGCGACUCCGGUGUGCACGGUGCAGUGCGUGUGUGAUGUGCGUGCGGUCUGUGCGGUGCGGUGUCACCGGGACUUUACAAAGGAGGACUCGUCUCUGAUGGUUAUUUACACCAAUUUCUGGUGGAGAUAUUACAAUGAGACGCGUUUCGCUAUUGAUGAGUAUUG
This is a messenger RNA of Nanorana parkeri, 781 nucleotides long. Its product is annotated as peptidoglycan-recognition protein SC2-like. The transcript has 5 exons. Gene Ontology annotation, molecular function: zinc ion binding; N-acetylmuramoyl-L-alanine amidase activity. The record is from RefSeq and is a predicted model, not a curated record. The annotation marks the transcript as partial. Gene Ontology annotation, biological process: peptidoglycan catabolic process. Lineage: Eukaryota; Metazoa; Chordata; Amphibia; Anura; Dicroglossidae.